AUUUAUUCUGACGGCUCAUCUCCCGCCGCUCAUUAUGACGAGCCGAGUGUCCGCGCAGAGCACGCGACCCCGCAGCGAACAGCACCGCGGGAGCUGCUGACGGCGCCCCUGGCUGCACCCAGGACUGCUGCAGGAGAGCGAGUCCGGAGUUUGGACUCACGGAGCCAUUCGUACCCACGGCCACUGCCCGACGGAGUCGCAGCAGCGGCAGCAGCGGCGGCAGUCGAAGAGGACCGAGCGCGUCCCCCGGGGAGAGUGACCCCCCCCCACUCCUGCUGCUGCUCCUCCUGCCGUGCAAGCCGAGCCGUCGCCACCGCCGCUGACGCCGUAGCACGGAGGAGCCCGCACCAUGGCGCCACCCACGAGCUCGGGGACCGGGGAGGGCGUCCCCGACGGCGGCUGGGGCUGGCUCGUCCUCGCCGGCUCCGUCAUCUCCAUCGGAUUCUCCUACGCCACUCCCAAGGGGGUCACCGUCUACUACAAGGAGAUCCAGGAGGUGUUCGACACCACCUACAGCGAGAUCGCCUGGAUCUCCUCCAUCAUGCUCGCCUUCAUGUACGGCUUCGGGCCGGUGUGCGGGGUCCUCGUCAACAAGUUUGGCAGCCGGCCCGUGGUGAUCCUGGGCGGCGUCAUGGCUGGGGUCGGCAUGAUCAUCGCCUCCUUCGCCACGUCCAUCAUGCAGCUCUACAUCUGCCUCGGCGUUCUCGUAGGCAUGGGCCUGGCCUUCAACUUGCAGCCGUCGCUCACGAUGAUCGGGGUCUACUUCUUCAAGCGGCGGCCAAUCGCCUACGCCGUGGGCAUGAUGGGCAGUCCGCUCCUGUUAAGUACGCUGGCACCGCUCAAUCAGUUCCUGCUCAACACCUUCGGCUGGCGCGGCAGCUUCCUCAUCCUGGGCGGGAUCCUCCUCAACUGCUGCGUGGCUGGCGCUCUCUACCGCCCGCUGCAGUUGCCCGUCAAGAAGCCGACGGCCGAGGAGAAGGCGGCGGAGGAGGAGAUGGUGCCCUUGGCGACCGUCGAAGGCAAGAAGGUGAAGGAGGUGGAGGUGGAGGAGGUGAAGAAGAGGGGCGCUUGCGGGAAGAUUGCUGACCUCCUGGACCUCACUCUGUUUAUACACCGGGGCUUCAUGAUCUACCUGGUGGGGAACGUGCUCAUGUACAUCGGGCUGCUGGUGCCCAUCGUGUUCCUCACGCCCUCCGCCAAGCACAUGGGCAUCGAGGAGUACCAGGCCGCCCUGCUGCUCACCGUGCUGGCCGUCGUGGACCUGGUGGCGCGGCCCGCCUGGGGCGCCAUCGCCAACUCACCCUGGCUCCGCCCGCAGAUCCACAACAUGCUGAGCCUCUCCAUCCUGCUGACGGGCGUGUGCGACCUGCUGUGCCCGCUCGCCACGGGCUUCUGGGGCCUGGCGGUGUUCGCCGUGGGCUUCGCCGUCUUCUACGGCCUGCUGUGCGCCGUGCUCUUCGAGGCGCUCAUGGACCAUGUCGGGGCGAAGCGCUUCCCCAGCGCGCUGGGACUCGUCACCAUGGCGGUGUGCUGCCCGCUGCUGGUGGGGCCGCCCUUCGGAGGCUGGCUGGUGGACAAGACCGGGAGCUACAACGCCAUGUACCUCACGUGCGGGGGCAUCAUGGUGCUGGCGGGGCUAUUCCUGGGCAUCGGAAACUUCAUCCACUUCCGACUGCUCCGGCGCGAGCAGCUGCACGAGCAGAGCCAGGGCCAGAAGAGCGACCUGGAGUUGUCGGGCACCAGGGCCAGUUCGGGCAUCCUGCACGGCGAGAGCGACCUCACCCACAGGAACGGGAAAAAGGAGACGGACGCUUAGCGUGUCUGAUGUGUGAGCCCAGCAAACACCGCCAGCACCAACACCACCAACACUGCCAGCACCAACACCGCCAGCACCAACACCACCAACACCAACACCACCAACACCGCCAACACUGCCAGCACCAACACUGCCAGCACCAACACCGCCAACACCAACACCGCCAGCAGCAGCACUGGCAACACCACCAACAUCGCCAGCACCAACACCAACACCACCAGCACCAACACCAACACCACCAACACCAACACCACCAACACCAACACCACCAACACCGCCAGCACCAACACCACCAGCAGCAGCAGCACCAACACCACCAACACCAACACCACCAACACCAACACCACCAACACCAGCAGCAGCAGCACCAACACCGCCAACACCAACACCACCAGCAGCAGCAGCAGCACCAACACCGCCAGCAGCAGGAGCAGCAGCAUCAGGAUCAGCAGCAGAGUGCAACUCACAUCUCUCGUCUGUUCAGCACAUAUUUUUCGACCACCCAAUCACAAUGAGACGUUCACAUUUUACCAACUAUCUGAGGCCACUCCCUUUAACUUACUCUGUAACAACAUUGUGUUUUUUUGUUCAACAUGUACAUUUAUAUAUUUCUGGAUGUUGGCAACAACUGCAUCUUAAAUGCCGCAUCAGAGUGACGGCAAGAGAUGAAGAGACAUGUCUGUUCUGGAGUUCCUUCGGUGGGCAGGGCUCCAAGCCGUCACGGCCACGCCACGGAACUCAUCCAGAGGCCUCUGCUACCCAACGCGAGUCGGCCGGCACUCCGCCACAGGCCUCGGGGGUCUAGGGGGGAAGUCUGCCUGUGGCCUCAGAUCCAAGGGGGUCUCAGAGAAGGCUCAGACGACCUCGGAGGAGACCAGAUCCCGCCUGCUAUGCCGCACUGUGUAAGGAGACGCAUCGCCUGUGUUACCCAUCAGACUCACUCAAAUUCGAGUUCUCAAAAGCUCAACUUUACGCAAGUCAAGGGUGAAGCCGAAUAAUAUUUGAUGGCUUCCAUUUGGACAGUAACGGGUGACUGGUGCUGAGGCCGUGAGCCCGAUCCUGUCCACGCGGAGGCGGCGGCGCCCCCCACGGAGAGGGAUCCCAAACCCGGCGCCGGGAGCCGCUCGGCCUCCCCCGCGGGUUGUGAUGAUUCCCAUUCACCUUGUUGUUGUUGUUGUUUAUGCUGUGUUAGUGAAUAGGCAGUUUGGGUUAUUGUUAAAUAGAGCAACCGAAGCAAACCGCAGGGUUUGGUUUGCUUGGUCAGAAAAGCUGCCCCUGGGUGGUUCUCGAGGACGUGCAGCAGUGGAGGAGGAGGAGGAGAGAGCAGCCCUCGUGUCGCAGUGUGCGGCAGUCGAGACAGCACAGGGCACGGCUUCUUCCACCUCCCCACCUCCUCUUCCAGGAUGUUUGACCAGUGUGGAAGAGUAGGCCAAAUACCCUGUAGAGGGAGCCCUCUAGAGCUCCCUCUAGUGGAGGCCCUUCUGCCAGCAGUGGUGUGAACAAGCAAUUGCAGGGCUGCCCCUUUCCCCUUGAUACAUCCAUCAGUGGAUGGACAAAGGGCUGUACAUAUUCAGUGUAGAGUACGUGGAGUGUGCAUCAUGGCAGGAGAACGUUUGAACUCAAGCCAAAUGGCUCGUGUCUGUGCGCCAUUGGGUCUGGGUUUGUAAAAACGGCCGUGCAUUUUGGGUUGGGGUUCAGCAACGGAACACUAAAUGUGUAACUGUGUCACCUUUCCACGCGUUAGGGAUACAAAUGAUGCUAUUUAUAUUGUUCGGUCUCAACGAUAUGCUCACGUGCUCAAACUAUUGUAAUAAAAAUGAGGAUUGU
Lethenteron reissneri (Far Eastern brook lamprey) is the source of this 3643-nucleotide messenger RNA. Its product is annotated as monocarboxylate transporter 2-like. Gene Ontology annotation, molecular function: monocarboxylic acid transmembrane transporter activity. Lineage: Eukaryota; Metazoa; Chordata; Hyperoartia; Petromyzontiformes; Petromyzontidae. Gene Ontology annotation, cellular component: basolateral plasma membrane. The record is from RefSeq and is a predicted model, not a curated record. Gene Ontology annotation, biological process: monocarboxylic acid transport; transmembrane transport.